CUUAGCGGUGGUUACGUAUAGAACCGGUAAGCUGUGAUUAUUUGGAAGUUUUUCAAUACGAGGAACUGCCCAGUUGGUGUUUGACAGCUUUUAAAAGCUUUCGAGCAAGGGAUUAUUGGUGGACGUGUACGAAGGCAAAAGCCAACGAAAGUUUUUUCGUAUCUGAUGAGCUCCUCCGUCGCCCCGCUGGUGGUAAGAUGGCUGUGCAGUUGGAUGGAGGAGGGAAGGAGGACUUGAAAACACAGUUUGUCACGCGGGAAGGAACUUACAAGCUAAUGACUUUGUCCGAGUAUUCAAGGCCAAAUAGGGUCGGUUACACGAACAGUCAAGGAAGCGCAUCCGUUAGGGUGUCUUUCGUAACUUUGCCGGACUCAGCGGAUCCUACGGGUACGCAAGGUCUAGGUGACCGAAUGUGUUUCAAUUUUGGCAAGGAGCUCUAUGUUUAUGUGUAUCGAGGGGUUAAAAAGGCUGUGGACUUAAAUAAACCAGUGGACAAAAAGUUAUACAAAGGAACUAAUCCAACUUGCCAUAAUUUUAAUCAAACAACAGCAACUGCAGACAGUGCACCAUUAUUAGUGGGUUUCUCUACAGGACAGAUUCAACUAAUAGAUCCAAUAAAAAAGGAACUCAGUAAAUUAUAUAAUGAAGAUAGAUUGAUAGAUAAAAGCAAAGUGACAUGUAUAAAAUGGGUUCCUGGAUCAAACAAUCUGUUUCUGGUGUCACACAGUUCUGGGCAACUAUAUUUAUAUAAUGAAGAACUUCUGUGUGGUACAACAGCCCCUCAUUAUCAGACUUUUAAAUCAGGAGAUGGUUAUGCCAUAUACACUUGUAAAACAAAAUCCACAAGAAACCCUUUGUAUAGAUGGGUAAUAGGUGCAGAAGGAUGCUGUAUAAAUGAAUUUGCCUUUAGCCCGUGUGGCUCAAAUUUAGCAGUUGUUUCCCAAGAUGGGUUCCUACGAGUAUUUCAGUACAAUACAAUGGAGUUAGUGGGUUCAGCAAGAAGUUAUUUCGGUGGAUUUUUGUGUGUAUGUUGGUCACCAGAUGGAAGAUACGUUGUUGUUGGUGGUGAAGAUGAUCUUGUGACAAUUUGGAGCUUUCAUGAGAAAAGAGUGGUAGCUCGAGGUCAGGGUCAUCACAGCUGGGUAAGCGUUGUAGCCUUUGAUCCUUACACUACAUCUUAUGGAGAUCAUGAUCCUGACUUCAGUGGUUCAGAUGAUGAAACAUUGCCACACAAUAAUCAUAAUCACUUCCAUGAGAAAUCCAAUCGUCUGUCUACAACUUCACAAGGAGUUCAUUCAAACAGGAACUCUUGUAGUUCAGAGUUAAGAGUGUCAGGUGGUGCAUGCUACAGGUUAGGUAGUGUGUCACAAGAUACUCAAUUGUGUUUGUGGGAUAUCACAGAAGAUGUGUUAAGACAACCAAUGUGUGCAAAGCAAAGGCCGUCUGCAGCAGGUUCUAGUACUCUUUCUACAUCUGGAACAGUCAACAGUGGGAAUGGUUCAACGACGAAUCAUCACUUGAACAAUUCUAAACAUAAUAAUUUGAAUAAUGUUAAUUGCAAAGGAAACGCGAGUGGUAAUAAUGAAAGUAGUAACAAUAGCACGAGUACAAAUACAGCAGUGUCAACUGUAAAUUCAUUGACACAAAGGUUAGCAGGCCUUGGUUUUGGUGAGCGUAAAGGUGAUAAUCAUAAAAGGAACUUUAGCCUCACUAUGAGAGGUAGUGGUGCGUCUAAUAGCACAAUAAUGCAGAACAGUGGUGGCGAUAAAGCUACCACUAAUUCAAAUACAAGUAGUAAUAUGAACAGUGUCAGUGGAAGUUUAGUAGGUGCAAAUAAAAAGGUUAGUUCAGUGAUGGACGAUCCUAUGAGGUUGAUAGGAACUGCCUGGUGCCCUAGGUUUGAUGAGUGCCCAGUGCUAGAACCACUGGUGUGCAAGAAGUUGGCGCAUGAGAGAUUGACUGAAUUAGUGUUUAGGGAAGACUGCUUUGUAACAGCGUGUCAAGAUGGAUACGUCUACACAUGGGCAAGGCCUGGUCACAUGUGACAGUCUUAUAAUUUUAUCGGAAGAUGCUUGUGCUUGUUUCUUAAGCUGGUGGGGCAUUAAUUUGUUACUUUGAUUGGAAAGAUUAAUGUUCUGUACCAUGCUUUGGCUGAUGCAAGAAAAUCAUGGAUGAUCGUUCCAGAGUUUAUAGCAUGCCGGGAAUAGGGCAGGUUGGAAAUGCUCUCCACGUUGUCAGUCCCGCAGAAAGUGGAGGUACCAUAGUAUAGCCAGAAGCAGAUAUUAACACAUCUUCAA
Habropoda laboriosa is the source of this 2297-nucleotide messenger RNA. RefSeq names its product WD repeat-containing protein 20. Lineage: Eukaryota; Metazoa; Arthropoda; Insecta; Hymenoptera; Apidae. Gene Ontology annotation, molecular function: protein binding. The transcript is spliced from 5 exons. The coding region runs from base 198 to 2045 and encodes 615 amino acids. The record is from RefSeq and is a predicted model, not a curated record.